This is a messenger RNA of Helianthus annuus (common sunflower), 1473 nucleotides long. RefSeq lists its product as uncharacterized. The transcript has 10 exons. NCBI's taxonomy places the organism in Eukaryota, Viridiplantae, Streptophyta, Magnoliopsida, Asterales, Asteraceae. The record is from RefSeq and is a predicted model, not a curated record. The coding region runs from base 74 to 1294 and encodes 406 amino acids.
ACGUUCUAAAUAGUAAUAAUAAUAUAGCUUUAAGUACAUUGAAAGUACUUUGCGUUAAUAUCAUUGGAUUCACAUGGAGAAAAAUCUGGAAGAAAUGAUUGAAGCUAAAAGAUCAGAUGAAGAAGAAGAUGCAAAUAACUUGAAGAAGAAGAAGAAGAUGAAAAGGAUCAGAAGAAGAAGAUCACUGAUUGUGAAGAGAUUAAGUUGUUUCAGAUCACAGGAUUUUGGUCAUCCGACGAUCGAUGAAGUUGACGGUGAUGGUAACGUGGAUAUGACGUCAGCUUCCACCGGCAACAAGCACUCUCCGACGCACCUCGUUGUUAUGGUCAACGGCUUGAUCGGCAGUGCUCAUAACUGGAGAUAUGCUGCAAAACAGUUUUUGAAGAAGUAUCCUGAGGAUCUCAUUGUUCACUGCAGUGAACGCAACUCUUCACUAUUAACAUUUAACGGCGUCGAUGUGAUGGGAAACAGAUUAGCAAAUGAGGUACUAUUGGUAAUAAAACGCCAUCCUAAUCUACAAAAGAUAUCUUUUAUCGGUCACUCACUUGGUGGCUUAAUAGCACGAUAUGCUAUCGCUAAGCUUUACACACGAGAUUCUACGGAUAUUCACUGCUUAGAGUGUGGCUCUAGUGCAAGAAUUGCUGGUUUAGUGCCUAUAAACUUUGUUACCAUUGCCACUCCACAUCUUGGUACAGGUGGACAUAAACAGGUGCCGAUGUUUGGCGGAUCUAAUACUGUUGAGAAAGUAGCUAACCAAAUAUCAUGGGUUCUUGGAAGAACAGGAAGACACUUAUUUUUAACUGAUAAACCUCACGGUCAACCCCCGUUACUUCUUCAGAUGGUCAACGAUUGUGAAGACUUAAAGUUUUUUUCUGCACUGCAGUCUUUCAGGCGCCAUGUUGUCUAUGCGAAUGCUCAUUUUGACCAUAUUGUGGGUUGGAGCACAUCAUCGAUUCGCCGAAGAAAUGAACUGCCUCAGCGGAAACAUCUUGUAAGAAGUGGUAAAUACCCCCAUAUAUUGAAGGGAGAACAGGACACAACAAACACCGCAAAACAAGAAAACUCCAUCAAAUUGCCGAUUAGCAACUUCAAGGCGGCCCGUGCUUCCAUGGAAGAAGCAAUGAUCAGAGGGUUGACUAAAAUAAGUUGGGAAAGAAUUGAUGUUAGCUUUAAAGGAAGCAAACAAAGAUACUUUGCCCAUAACACAAUCCAGGUAAACAGUCCUUGGAUAAAUUCUGAUGGUGCUGAUGUAAUACAACAUCUUGUUGACAAUUUUCAUCUACAUCAUCUUUAACAGAAGUUUAGUAUUCAUUUAUGGGGCUUUUACAAAUUGAAGCUCCCAAUUUUGUAACCUUCAUUAUUGUUGUAUCAGUAGUUAUUAUAGUUGAAAAUGUAACGUCGUUGACCACGUAACGAUGUCCAUAUUUCAUUGACCUGUAUGUAUACCAACUAUGUAACUUGUUUGUUUGUGGA